This is a messenger RNA of Cercopithifilaria johnstoni, 258 nucleotides long. NCBI's taxonomy places the organism in Eukaryota, Metazoa, Nematoda, Chromadorea, Rhabditida, Onchocercidae. The record is from the annotation of a GenBank genome assembly.
AUGGUUGAUGAUGAUGAUGAUAAUGAUGAAGAUGAUGAUAGUGAUGAUGAUGAUGGUGAUGGUGAUGAUGAUGAUGAUGGCAGUGCUAUUGCUGCAGCAGCAAUUUUUGCUAUAUUGCUUGCUGGGGAUAUCUUGAUCCAUUCCACAGAUACCGUGAAGCUACCAAAGAGCUCCAUAAAAUUGAGAAAUGUUUUUUUCGCAUAUAUUACUGCCAUACUUCACAAAUCUGGCGACACUGAAGGAGAAGCAUUUGCCUAA